UCCUCACAAACUACGUCUUAAAUCACUAUCAUUCUCAGUCAAAUGUUAUCUUUUAUUUCACUAAUGGAAUCAUUACUUUUUCGAUUACUGUUGGACGACAAACUGUACAGCUAGAAAUCGAUGCAAUUGGUAAUUUCACCAAUCAGUCUUCAACAAUUUUAAUUCGAAAUUCGGUGAAAGUCGCAUCUCGAGGUAACGCGCUCGCGAAUACCGACUGGCGGCAAAUGUUGAGAUCGCGAGCGAGAAUGUCGCGAGAACCAGUCCUCACGGAAAGCACUUUUUUUCGCCGGGCCCCUCCGGCGAAUCCCAUCCGGCCACCCGCCUAGAUCCGAUCCUGGCCCCGAGAACAUCAACAAUCUCUCCCCUCCCCGAGCCUGCCACCCCCUAGCGGAGCCAGAAGCACCUGUUGCUCGCCUACCUGUUUUACUCGCGCGGCGGCACUGCGCGCCAGUAUCAGUCGGAACGUCGCGCGGCUGGUGUUGUGUCGGGUACGAACGCGCAGCAGCAGGUUGUUCCUCCGACGUUCUCGUGGACACCCGUCGCGAGCGUACGUGAUCCCUGUGCAUUCCGAGCGAUCGUGUCGCAAAUCGGCCGGCCGAGAGGAAUCUCAGCCGAGAGGAAGCUCGCGCUCGUCGCCGCGAACGCACGACUCCGGACGUCGUCGUCUCGUCACCGUCGUCGCAUACACACACCGAUUCGAUUCCCGUGGGGCCGAGAGAGAGAGGUAACGCGAGAAGCCGAUCGGCGUCGGUGCUAUCCGCGACGCACUUGACGCGCGCGUGCGUGAGUGCUCCGUUCGCUACGUUUGAAAACGCCGUGAUUUCGCGGCAAAAACAUUGCAUCCACGACCGCGGUAACGCCGAUCGACGACGCUCUCGACGCUGGCUUUUCGGUUUUCGGCGCUCCGACGCGCUCCUGAUUCCGCGUCCGACCGACGAAAGAUCGCUGGACGUCGAGGCGCGUGAGGAAGAACGCGUCGAGGAAACGCACGGUGUAGACAUGGUAAACCGGCGGCGUGACGUCGUCGUCGCGUUCUUCCUGAGUUUCGUUCGCGCGCGCGAAAUUGUGCGGCUGAAUUGACGACACGGCAAGAAGGAGAGAGAGAGAGAGAGAAGGAUAGAGAGCGAGCGAGCGAGAGAGUGAGUGUGUAUGCGUGCGUGUGCAUGUAUAUGAAAGAAAGAACGAGAGAGAGAGAGAGAGAAAGGUAGAGAGAGGUAGAGCGAAAGCGAGUCGUAGAGGCAAGUAGCGGCAGGAACGCCGACGACCGGUCGAAGCAGCGCGAGAAUAUGCGCGAGAAGCGAGCCUAAGCGCGAACCAUGGAGGACGCAGCAGCAACAGCAGCAACGGCAACAGCAACAACGCAGGAUGCCUGCUUCGGAGCAGGCAGCGUGGCCGGAGCCGUGAUCGGGACCUUUCUGACGACGCUCGUUCUGCUCGCGGUCGCGGCGCUCCUCUACAGGCAGUGGCGCAGGCAUAAGGGUAAGCACUUGGUGCUGGUGACAGAUCCCGAGAUCGUCGAGGAUGCGUACGCCUUCGACAAUCCUUGCUUCAAGGAUGCCACGCCUGCGGUUGGCCGUGUCACAGAGAGACCGUUGUCGGCUGUACCUGGCGAUACACCUGUCAAGGAUUCCACACGAUGGUCCACACCUUGGACCUCUCUUGGCCUCGGAUCGGCCAUCCGCAACGACAAACGUCGGACUCUCGAUGAUUCCUACGUCAGCCCCAAGGCCACCAGGGUCAGCGUAGUCAGUCUGCGUAGUCGUGACUUCACCGGACUGGGUUUUAACGUAUGCGGUAAUAUGAGGGAGGGCAUCUUCGUCAAGGACCUGCUGCAUCGCGGCCCCGCGUCCGAAUCCGGACUGAUACAUCCUGGCGACCGCAUCUCCAGCGUGAGGAUCAGCUUCCGCAACAUGGUGUACGAGGACGCGCUGACGAUCCUGAGCUACGCCUCGCCGUACGACGUGGAGCUGGAGGUGGAGAGCGGCGGCAACGGCUCGAAGCCGGCGACGCUGCUGAAGAAGAGCGUCGGCCCGAGCUCGACGAGGAUAUGCCAUCCUCUCUACAGGAGCCAGUCGAUUCCCGAGUUCUCGCAGGCGCACAGGAGCGUGGCGAAGCGGCUCUUCAUGGCCGACCCGAACGACUCGGUCGGCUCGAACUACUCGACGAUGAACUCGACGACGCAGAAGUCGUCCAAGUCGACGCCGGCCGGCGGCCAGAACCUCGAGAGGCGUCACGACGAGACGAGGAACAAUCACCACCACAAGUUCGGCAUCAAGGUGCUGCCGGCGCUCGACGGCACCGUGCACCGCAUCGAGAAUCAGAACGAGCACAACACGAAUCUCGAGAGAAGGCACUCGCGCAAGCUGGACGCGGAGAAGCUGCUGGCGAACCGGCACUCGACGACGUCGAGCGACGGCCCGCCGUCGGAGCGUUACCAGCAGCGCGACGACCACGCGCUGCCGACGACGAGGGUCGACGAGCCGGACGGCGGCAAGAGCGACUCCGUCAACAUACCGUCGGAGGUGCCGGCGGAGGUGCACAACGCGGCUAUGGCGGCGCGCAGGAACCGCAAGAGCUACCCGGAGCCGCUGAAGACGAGCGGCUCGUUGGAGUCGGAAGGCGGCAAGAGUCCGCAGAAGAACAAGAGGAAGGCGCCGGCGCCGCCGAAGAGCGGCUCGGAGGCCCCGCCGAAGAAGGACGCGAUGAUCGACACGAUCGAGAGCAUCGCCGAUUACACGGAGUCGUUGUGCAGCUACGUGAGCAAGGCGCGCGACAACGACGCGGCGGCGGCGGACCGGCAGCACCGGCUGGAGAGCCAGUCGAUGGCGAACAGGCGGAACUCCGAGUCGGACACCGACAGCGAGAUGCAGAACAGCUUCACGACGAUCGAGCUGAACCCGGCGGACAUCACGAUCCACCGCACGCCGGUGCCGGAGGCGCCGAACGACGACGAGGAGGAGGACGACAUGUACAGGAAAGCGGCCAGCUUGGGCGACCUCUCCAAGUACGAGAGUAAGGCCGCCGCGACCUUGGAGAGGGCGCAGAGCCUCGACAUGAGCGCCGACACGGGCGCGAAGAAGCGCAAGGCGCCGUUGCCGCCGGAGGACAUAAACGAGUCCACGGAGGACCUCAGCAGGCUCGACCAGAUCGACACGUUCGACCGGCGGAAGCUGAAGAAGUCCAACGAGUGGGGCACCCUGGAGGACGUGAUCUGGAGCGAGAACGCCGCGGCGUCCGCCGAGCCGGCGGACGAGAAGAAGACGCGGACCAGGAAGAGGAGCAACGGCACCCUGGAGCGCUCCAAGUCCGCGGUGGAGAUCAAGCUGAAGGACGAGGUCGGCGAGAAACGGGCCGAGGACUCCGAAACCAGCAGCAUCGAGCUGUACAACCUGCCGUUGAGCAAACGACUGACCCAGGAGUUCAUUCACGCGGAGCGGAUGUUCAAUCCGGACGAGGACAACUCGCUGGCGAGGAUCGUCAACGACGGCAAUGUCGUGAAGAGCCCGACGCCGGAGGAGCUGGAAUUGGACUUCCAGCUGGCCCGGGAGAAACUCGCGGUCGAGGAGGAGGCCGGCGUGUCGGAGAAGUCGGGGGACUUCAGCCGCGCGUUGCGCUACUUCGAGAUGCACGCCUCCCCGGAGCCGGCGAGGCCGGACGACUCGAAGGAGGAGGGAGUGACGAGCGAGCCGUCGCUCUACUCCGGUAAGCAACCGGUCGUCGAGGAGCCGGUCUCGAAGGUGAGCGUGGACCGGGGUUGCCGCGGCUGCCACGACAGGCACAGCGCCGACUGCGAGAAGCUGAACGGCCAACGUCGCGCGACUCCUACGCGGACGUCGUCCGCGAGGGAGAGCGCCGAAGGCGAACGGACGCGAGGAGCCAACAAGUCGAGGGAGGAGGACUCGUGGGAGGAGAUCGUGGACGGUGGGAAGAACGCCUUCUCCACGUUCCAGGCGCACCGGACGAAGUUCGAGCUGCACACGGCGGAUCAGCACGAGAGGAACGGCUCGGCGACGAAGCCCAAGUCGCCGUGCGACGUCGUUACGUUCGACACGCACUUCGGCAGACGCGUGGUCGAGGUGGUCGAGAGCGGGAAUCGCGACGACGACGACCCGAUGGAGGACGAGGACGAGUACGAGUUCGGCGGGGGCGCCGGGCUGCGGGCGAACAACCGGAGCGCGUUCUCGGUGAAGGAGGAAGAGCGUCGGAACGCCAGCAACGUCAGCAACGUCAGCGUGUCGAGCGGGGAGAACAGCGAGGACAGCGGCCUGGUGAGGGAGUCGAUGGACUACCAUCCGCGGGACUCCGGCCUGCGUUCGUCCUCGUCGUCGCCGCCGAACACCGGCCGGAAGGCGACCUACAUCACGGAGAUCAAGGUCUCGCCCAACCGGGAAGGCGCUGCCGACAACGAGCAGGUGACCACGAGCAGCAGCGGCGCUGCGGAGAGCGGCGAGUCCCGGAGGUCGUCGGCGCAGCGGGACGCCAAGGUGACCUCCAACGGCAAGCCCACGUCCGGCAAGAAGCCGCCGGUGCCCCCCAGACGGUCGGACAUCGCGAAGAGCCCGAGGGACGACAGGCUGGCCGACAAGCAGGUCGUCUACGUGUCCGAGUACAAGUCCGCGGCCAAAGGCCCGCAGAUCAUGGACGCGCAGUCGACGGAGAUGAGGCAGCCGGAGAACGCCGGGAAGAAGUUCGAGCAUUGGAUCUUCGUGGCCGACAAAGAGCAGGCUCGCUGGAGCGCCGGCCAGCCGCAGCCCGUGACGAACAUCGUCCUCUCCUCGAGGGAUGACGCGAACUAGAGCACUCGCGGCCCCACCCGGUCGCAUUCGGAAAACACGAGCGUUGCGAGAUCGUCUUCGAUGAUCGUCGUCUCUGAUUGGGGUAUGCUUUUGGAUCCGUGGCAGAUCCGAGAGGAUACUCCAGUGACAGUGAACACACUCACUCAACCAGCACUCCCAGCGUUCCCAGCAAACGCCAAGCGUAACAGUAGCGUUAAUGUUACAAUGUUAUCAUUUUCAAUGUUGUAAUUCUCUACUCAACGAUGUAAUUGUUAUACACAGCAUGCGUUGCACUGUAUUUACAUUGUGGAGUUGGGAAUUAUAUGGAUAUUUAUUUACUUCAGCUUAGUGCCAAGCAAGGACUUGGUUUACAAUCUUUGCAUUAACAUCCAUGUCUGAAGAUUACUUAAUUAAUUAAAAUUCGUUACGAUAAAAUUUAACGCGUAAAUAUCACUGCACAAGCAUUGCCGCUUCUAUUACUUUUAUCUUGUUCGAUCUAUCGCAGCCUUUCACAUCUAAACGUUAAUUUUUAUCCGAGUUGGAAAUUAUAACAUUGACGUGAUGCUGCUGUUAUUUGGCGUUUGCUGGGUUGUUUCCUGAACGCGAUCAUUGUUGAGAAUUGAGAAGAAUUCGGUGUGUUGAAGAAGCUACCGUAAAUGAUAUUGUUGAUUCAACGUCGCCACUUGCUCUGGGAUUCGCGGGUUCGUGGAGCGAUACUACCAUGUUGAUAUUUCAGAGAGGCGCCGUCCU
Molecule: messenger RNA, 5525 nt
Organism: Dinoponera quadriceps
Lineage: Eukaryota; Metazoa; Arthropoda; Insecta; Hymenoptera; Formicidae
Exons: 4
Coding region: 1317-4796 (1159 amino acids)
Biological process (GO): regulation of RNA splicing
Cellular component (GO): cytoplasm; nucleus
Molecular function (GO): protein binding
Source: RefSeq, a predicted model, not a curated record